AUGGCGCUAUAUCAUCGACCCUGGCCCCCGACUUCUUCGCCGGCAGCUUGGCUCGACCCUUCAGCUCCCGUCGAAGAAGAAACACUACCGAAAUAUAACCCCGCGCGCUUCUAUCCGAUCCGUUUGGGUCAAAUACUAAACGGAAGGUAUCAAGUUGCCACAAAACUAGGCUACGGGGCUAGGUCAACUGUGUGGCUUGCCCGCGACCUGACUGAAUGGCAGUGGCUGAAUGAGAAGUAUGUUGCUAUCAAAGUCAAGACAAGGAGAAAGUCCCCGAAGCGCUCAUCGGAGAACGAAGUCAAGAUAAUGAGACACAUCGCCAGGACGAAUCCUAAGCAUGAAGGAUGGCAAUUCGUCAGAAAACUCAUUAGCUCCUUUCCGAUAGAGGGCACAUCCGGUUACCAUACUUGUUUAGUUUCUGAGCCUUUGCGCGAACCUCUAUCGCUCUAUUGCUCCAGAUAUGCUGGAGGCGUGAUUCCUCCAGAAAUCCUGAAGAUUCUUGGUCGAAUGAUGCUACACGCACUGGAUUACCUUCACUCAGAAUGCCAUGUCAUCCAUACAGAUCUCAAACCUGAUAACAUUAUGAUCAAGAUUGAAGACACCGCAAUCUUUCAUAAGGAUGCCAAGAAUGAAUUUAACUAUCCACUUCCAGAAAAACAGCUCGAUGACCGCACAAUUUACCUAUCUCGAAAUAACUAUGGGCCUCUAUCUAGGCCAACGGGUACUAUACAGCUCGUAGAUUUUGAUCGCGCUGUCCAUACCACGCCGGGCGCCUUACAUACGGGCGCCAUCCAAACCGAGAUGUACCGAGCACCGGAGGUCAUCGUUAAUUCUGGAUACACCUUCUCAGCAGAUAUAUGGAGCCUUGGAGUUCUGCUGUACGAGUUGCUCGAAGGGAAAAGCCUUUUCAGCCCUGAGAACGGUGAUAUAUAUGAUGAUUUAAGCCAUAUUGGACAGAUAUCCGCUUUGCUCGGACCUGCGCCUCGAGAUCUCUCACAGAAAGGCAGAAGAACUUCUUUGUUCUAUAAUGAUAAGGGCGAGAUAAAAGACCCCAGCCGCAUACCUGACAAUUUCAGUUUUGGAAGCAUGAUAACAAAUAUGUCAGGAGAGGAAAAGCAUAGGUUUAUUUGUUUCGUCGAGAGGAUGAUUGUUUGGAACCCUGAAGAAAGGGAUACGGCUGCAGAGCUUCUGAAUGACCCGUGGCUCUGCAGCGACUUUUUACAGAAUUAG
Molecule: messenger RNA, 1230 nt
Organism: Fusarium sp. VM40
Lineage: Eukaryota; Fungi; Ascomycota; Sordariomycetes; Hypocreales; Nectriaceae
Source: the annotation of a GenBank genome assembly